Molecule: messenger RNA, 2824 nt
Organism: Cherax quadricarinatus
Lineage: Eukaryota; Metazoa; Arthropoda; Malacostraca; Decapoda; Parastacidae
Source: RefSeq, a predicted model, not a curated record
CCCGCCGUCCGUCCAUCUUGCCGGUGCCAGACAUGUUCACGGGUUCUAACCUGAACAUCUCCGGACACGAGCGAGGCAGUGAGGAAGCAUCAGGCGAGAGUGAUGACGAGGUUGACGAUGUUCCUUGGAGGUCACCCUCGGAGAUGAUCGCGAUCGUCAAGGGUUUCCCACCAGUGUCUCCAUACAUCGGUGUGAGUCCAACACUCUGCUACCUACUGAAGGAGAAGAAACCCCUCUGUUGCCUGCAGCUUGCUCAGGUGUGCGAGCACUGCAGUUACCGCAGUGCCAAGGAGUACAACUGGCAGAACCGGGCUGUCAUCCUGGCCGCUGAUUACGCCAGUAACGGCAUCUACAACUUCCUCAUACCUCUGAGAGCGCACUUCAGAAAGAAGACGUCGCUAAACCCCAUCAUACUCUUGUUAGAGCGGCGACCUGACGUAGCUUUCCUUGAUGCUAUCUCCUUCUUCCCGCUCAUCUACUGGAUGCUGGGGUCCAUCGACUGCCUGGACGACCUGCUGCGUGCAGGCAUCAACCUGGCAGAGAACGUGGUAGUGGUGAACAAGGAACUCAACAACUCGGCUGAGGAGGACACUCUCUCUGACUGCAACACCAUAGUCGCCGUCCAGACAAUGUUCAAGUUCUUCCCUAAUAUCAAGAUCAUCACGGAGUUGUCGCAGUCGUCCAACAUGCGAUUUAUGCAGUUCCGCGCCCGGGACGCGUACGCCCUUCACCUGUCUAAGAUGGAAAAGGUACAACUCUCCCCACAUGACCAUAUUGAUGGACCCGAACGGAUUAACGAGUCAUUGUCACCGCGCGAGAAAGAACGAGGUUCCCACAUCUCCUAUAUGUUCCGUUUGCCCUUCGCUGCUGGCAGUGUCUUCUCCGCCAGUAUGCUCGACACGCUCCUCUACCAAGCCUUCGUUAAAGACUACCUCAUCACCUUCGUCAGACUGCUGUUGGGGGUGGACCAGGCUCCUGGUUCAGGAUUUCUUACUUCGAUGAAGAUUGGCAAGCAAGAUCUGUGGAUCAGGACGUAUGGACGUCUGUACCAGAAGUUGUGCUCCACUACCUGUGAGAUACCCAUUGGCAUCUACCGCACCAUUGACACCAGCAAUAUGGAACCCGGCAACAAUGACGGAGAAGGCUCGGGUAUUGGCCAUUCCUAUUCUCACUUGUACGACACCACUUCUUGUUUUCUAUGCCAGAGCAACAAAAAUUCGAUGUUCUCCCUCAACAUCUCAGACGACCCCAAGGAAGGUCACAGUAAUCUCAUCGAGAGAGCAGAGAUCGCUCAGCUUGUUCGCUCCCGAAUGCAAAGUCUAGCUCUACCGCCCGAGGAUUAUGACGACGUCUCUGAGAAGCGCAACUCUCUCUCCUUCGUCAUCAUCAAUCCCUCGUGUGACCUCAAGCUAGAGGAGGGAGACAUUGUAUAUCUCAUCCGGCCAAGUCCGUUCUCGGCUCAGAAGACAUUCGAGAGGCAUAAUUCCCGACGGAAGUCCAACAUAUCUUUGUGUGACACUAGACGACGAAGCACUACUUUCACCCGCCCACCGCCGCUCUCAGCACCCAAGUCCAAUUCUCUGAGCCUUCCAGACAGCCCACAGAUCUCUCCUGCUCCCGUCCUGGGUUCCCUUGUAGAGUCCCUUACCGUCCCCAUGUCCCCUCCAACAGGUUAUGUCCGAGGGCGUUCCAACUCCCUGCGUGUUGACGACAUCCUAAUGCGGCGCUCAAACUCUCUUCGGUUUGGUCUUGAAGGAAGCCGCAAGAUCAACAGCUUCGAAGAGCUGGGGAUCAGUCCCCUGACGCCUCUCACCAGAGACCAGCGUACUGGAUCCAUCAAGAUUCCCACCAAUGGCUCCAUUGGUUUAGAAGUGACGCCGCCAGAGGAAUGUGGGUCUGAGGCGUCCGUUCCUUCCAUCCAGCUCCAGGGUACCAUUGUCUGACCCCCGCCAUCACCGCGACCCGCGCGUGUCUGGUUCCAUAUGAGUGGGGCUCGCGGGGUGGCUCGCUCCCGCUCUCCGCAUCUUUGACAUACAUCGGCCUCCUUCACUUCGCGGCCAGCUCUGGGGCCCUCCCCCUGGCCGCACUCACAGUGAAAGAGGCCAGCACAGCUUAAAAGCUGGGCUAGCUGGCUCGGUCAGCCUAGUCUCAGUCUGGUUUCUAGUGAUGCCAUAAGUGCUUGGUUAGAGUGCAAUUUGUCCAGUACUGGACACUCUGCGAACCUCGGGUACAAAAGUAGAUGAAUUUAAUUUCGGUACUUUAUCGAACCUUUAACCUGCGGAACUGAUUUAAAUUUAGAAGUGAGAUAUUAUUUUAAUCUGAGAAUCACAUAGACUCAAUGGAUUACGAGCAUAAUAGAUCGAAAAUACAUUCUUCUCUUGUGCUUCACCGCGAUUGCGGUUUACCUUCCAUGAAGGGUUUGUUGUUGUUAAAGCGAGAGUCGAGUCGCAGGUGCUGACAGGUCGCUAUACUGAGCACGGGGAUCCCUCUACAGGUAUAACACUGCUCUCUUCACACCUCCACAUCCCAGGUCCUCUACACCUCCCUACAAAGUCCAGCAAUCCCUUACAAGCUGAAUAUUAAUUGAAGACCCACAGUGUGCAGCUGAAGUCCAGGCAGCUGUGUGAACGUGGGGCAGGAGGGUGUGGGUGUGGGAUAGGGUAUGAACGUGGGAUAGGAGGGCGUGGGAUAGGAGAGUUAAGAUGGUGGUAGGCAUCACCUACACCAGCAUCAUCCACUACCUGCUGCACCUGGUCAUUAUAUCAUAUCUAGCAGUAUACUCAUUUUUCAAUAUUUACAUUUCGACCUUUAUGUGGAUUUUUCA